AUGUAAAUUAGUAUUAAUAGUUAACAGUUAGCCCUCACAAAGAUUCAAAACAAUGCAUUUAAUGUCUAAUAUUCUCCUUUUAGGCUCUUAAAUAUCAAAUACACUGAAGCUUCUACUUAAAGGCUUAUUGAAGAACCCAUAAAUAACAUUCAAGUAUUUUAAAUCUAAGGCAGUAACUAUGAAGAGCAUUUUAAUACUAAAAAUAGUAAACUACCUAAACAAACUAAAGAAUCAGUCAAAGUUAUAUCUAUUGAUUUAAAACUUUAAAAGAAAAAAUUAAAAUCAACCUCGAAAGAAAACCUAUCCGAUUAUCAAAAAAAAUUAAUCAGCGACAUAUAAAAAAUUGAAUAAGAAAUCCUAAAUCUCAGUUGA
Paramecium sonneborni is the source of this 372-nucleotide messenger RNA. The record is from the annotation of a GenBank genome assembly. Lineage: Eukaryota; Ciliophora; Oligohymenophorea; Peniculida; Parameciidae.